AUGCCUUCAGCAUCACCAAAGCUUGUCACAAUGAUGCUAGUCAUUGCAAUCUCCAUGGCAAUGUUAGUCUCACCCGGGCAAGCCCGAGUCCAAGCCCAAGCCCAAAUCGACGUCCAAGCCCAGGCCCAGGUCCAGUUAGGGUUACCGGACCCGCUCCAGUGCUGGGCCUCCAUCAGAAAGACCAGGGGGUGUUCUAAUGCGGUUGAGGAUUUAAUUUUGAGUGGCGAAAUUAUAAGUACUACUGCAAUUAGCCCUAUUUGUUGCACAGUCUUGGCUGACCUUGGGCAAAAUUGUUGGUCUAAGCUGUUUCCUUUGAACCCCCUUUUGCAAGCGGUGGUCGGAAGUUAUUGUGCCGCGGCCAAUAAUGGAGGUGUUGAUGUUGCGCCGGGACCUGUAGAGAGCGGUGCAGAGAUGGGCUCAAACUCCAUGGCCAAGUUCUUUUUUGGGGGUGCAUAG
Molecule: messenger RNA, 456 nt
Organism: Rhododendron vialii
Lineage: Eukaryota; Viridiplantae; Streptophyta; Magnoliopsida; Ericales; Ericaceae
Exons: 1
Coding region: 1-456 (151 amino acids)
Biological process (GO): regulation of protein localization to cell surface; regulation of double fertilization forming a zygote and endosperm; double fertilization forming a zygote and endosperm
Cellular component (GO): vesicle; extracellular region
Source: RefSeq, a predicted model, not a curated record